This is a messenger RNA of Closterium sp. Yama58-4, 328 nucleotides long. NCBI's taxonomy places the organism in Eukaryota, Viridiplantae, Streptophyta, Zygnematophyceae, Desmidiales, Closteriaceae. The record is from the annotation of a GenBank genome assembly.
CAUGCGAGCUCUCAGCACACGCUUCAACGACACGCCUCACCUUGCCUCCCGGCCGUUUGACAAGUCAAGAGAUGGCUUCGUAAUGGCAGAGGGAGCAGGCGUUUUGGUGCUUGAGCACCUAGACCAUGCGGUGCAGCGUGGUGCAAAGGUGUACGCCGAGGUUCGAGGAGCAGGCAGUUCAGCAGACGCCUUCCACAUCACACAGCCAUCUCCUCUCGCCACGGGCGCUGUGCUGUGCAUGCGAGCUGCUCUCAAGGAGGCUGGCCUGCAACCAUCGGAUAUUGGGUACCUCAAUGCCCAUGCCACCUCCACUCCCCUUGGUGAGUGA